GCAGAGCUGCUAUUGAAGGACUAAUCGCUAAUCUCUUCGUUAAUGCGGUCAAUCUGUCUGUGUACUAACAUAAAUUACUAAGAAGCCUCAAGACAGGGACAUGCGAGUUGGUGUGCACCAGGGACUCGUAGUUGGUGUGUGAGUUUGCGCGAGUGUGAAACUUUACACAGAAGUUGGAGUUGGCUUUUCUGUUCAGGCUUGACUGAGGAAAAGUGUAUUUUUGCCGUACGCAUGCGUUUGGUGUGUAUUGCAGCCAAACUGAACAGUGGAGGAUGUACAUGAUUGAGUAAAUAUCUGCAUUUUAGCUUAACUUUCGAGGGAUUGUGGAAUUUAAGGCAGUUGAAACCCUGUGUGUAUUGGUAGGCUUACUUUUCAAGAGUUUGGGCUUUGGUUUGGGGUUGUCAGUGUCUGUGAAAGGAGCAGUGUGUGUUUGAGUUUGUGCGUUUGUGGGCUGUUGUGUGUUUGUUUGCCUGCCAUGCCCUUGCCUGCGCCUGAUGUCCCGACCUCUCAGAGGCUGGCACUGGACUGUCGUACCCUUCUGGACCAUCGCGUUGGCAAGGGGGUUUGUGGUUGUUGCGGGGCGCUCAGGCCUCGGUACAAGAGACUGGUAGACAACAUCUUCCCAGAAGACCCAGAGGAUGGGCUGGUGAAGGCCAACAUGGAGAAGCUGACAUUCUACGCCCUGUCAGCUCCAGAGAAGCUCGACCGUAUCGGAGCCUACCUGUCUGAGAGACUGUCGAGGGAUGUGGCCCGACACAGAUAUGGGUAUGUGUGCAUAGCCAUGGAAGCCCUGGACCAGCUGCUGAUGGCCUGCCACUGUCAGAGCAUCAACCUGUUUGUGGAGAGUUUCCUCAAGAUGGUGCGCAAGCUGCUAGAGUCAGACAAACCCAGCCUGCAGAUCCUAGGAACCAACUCUUUUGUGAAGUUUGCCAACAUAGAAGAAGAUACACCAUCGUACCACCGCAGUUACGACUUCUUUGUGUCACGCUUCAGCGAAAUGUGCCACUCUAGCUACGAGGACCCCGACAUCCGCACUAAGAUCCGCAUGGCAGGUAUCAAGGGCCUGCAGGGUGUAGUGAGGAAGACUGUGAAUGAUGAGCUUCAGGCCAAUAUCUGGGACCCCCAGCACAUGGACAAGAUUGUCCCCUCUCUGCUUUUCAACUUGCAGAGUGGAGAGCGCACAGAGAGCCGCUCCCCCUCUCCGCUGCAGGCAUCGGAGAAGGAGAAGGAAAGCCCGGUGGAUCUGACGGAGCGCUGCUUCAGGGAGCUCCUGGGACGAGCUGCCUAUGGCAACAUCAAGAACGCCGUCACGCCCGUGCUGAUGCACUUAGAUAACCACUCUCUAUGGGAGGGGAAGACCUUUGCAGUGCGUUGCUUCAAAAUCAUCAUGUACUCUAUUCAGUCCCAGCACUCUCACUUAGUAAUCCAGCAGCUUCUCGGUCACCUGGAUGCUAACAGCAAGAAUUCAGCCACAGUGCGAGCUGGGAUAGUGGAGGUUUUGCUGGAGGCAGCCGCCAUUGCAGCCAGCGGGUCUGUAGGUCCUACAGUUUUGGAGGUGUUUAACACCCUGCUGCGGCAACUCCGUCUGAGUGUGGACUAUGAGCUGACUGGCUCCUAUGACGGCAGCACCAACAUUGGCACCAAGAUCAUCAAAGCUCAUGAGGAGAGGCAGCUGCAGGAGGCUGUCAUCAGGACCAUCGGUUCAUUUGCCAACACUCUACCAACAUACCAGAGGUCAGAGGUCAUGCUCUUCAUCAUGGGAAAGAUUCCUGUCCCUGGAGUUCACCCAGCUCUGCCCUCAACAGGCUCUGGGCCUGAGAGUACCAGGAUGAUCCAGAUCAUGUUACUUAAGUCUUUGGUCCAGGUGACAGCAGGUUUCCAGACCACCAACAUGCUGACAGCACUGCCCAGCUCUUUCCUUGAGCCGCUGCUAUCCUUCUCUCUAACGGAGGAUCCAGAGGUCCGGCUGCUGGUGCUCCAAAUCCUCCUCAGUCUCAUCGACAGGCACGACAACACACCCAAGUUCUCCAACAUAAGCAUCAUCUCAGACAUCUCUGUGCUGAAGCUCAAAGUUGACAAGUGUUCCAGGCAAGACAACUUGUUCAUGAAAAAGCAUGGCCAGCAGCUGUACCGACACAUUUAUUUGGGCUGUAAGGAGGAGAGCAGCGGUCGGCUGCACUACGAGACCCUCUUUGCUCUGCUGGGUCUUCUCAGUGUGGAGCUGGCCAACGAAGAGGUGGUGGUGGACCUAAUUCGCCUGGCACUCGCCUUGCAGGACCUGGCUCUGUCCACCGACGAGGCUAUGCCUGUUUUUAACCGCUGUGCUGUUCAUGCCCUCGCCGCCGCCUACCUCAAUCUCAUCUGCCAGCUCACCACCGUCCCAGCCUUCUGCCAGCACAUACACGAGGUAAUUGAAGUGAGACAGAAAGAAAGUCCCUACCUUUUGCCUGAGGAUGUCUUCAUUGAUAAUCCCAAGCUGCCUUCUUCACUGGAGAAGGUGGAAGGGGGUGUUUUGUUCCUCCAGUCAAAGAUCACUGAAGUCCUUGGGGGUAGUGGUUAUAACACAGAGAGACUGGCUACGCCUUACAUCCCCCAGUACACUGAUGAGGACCGUCUGUCCAAGAGAAAGAGUAUUGGGGAGACCAUCUCACUGCAGGUGGAGGUGGAGUCCAGAAACAGUCCAGAGAAAGAGGAGAGGACACCAGCAGAGGAGAUCACAUUUGAAACCCUGAAAAAUGCCAUCGUGGACAGUGUGGGUAUGGAGGAGCAGGAGAGGGAGCGAAGGAGACAAGUGGUGGAGAAGUUUCAGAAGGCCCCCUUCGAGGAGAUAGCUGCCCACUGCGGUGCCAGGGCCACCCUACUGCAGAGCAAACUCAAUCAGAUCUUUGAGAUUACAAUCAGACCCCCGCCCAGCCCAUCUGGAACCAUCUCAUCAGGUUACGGCCAAAGCCAGAGUCGAUCUGUCCCCAUCUACGAGAUGAAGUUUCCUGACCUUUGUGUGUACUAGAACAGAAAGUCCACAGUGAAGUUACAGAACUAUUUUGACGGAUCUUCACUGUAAAAGCAUCUUGAUCAUGGCAUCAAACAACCAUGGAUGAGGAGAAAACUACAGCUGUUUGAAGCCAACUUAAAGAACAAGCCACUUGUUUAUUAACUUAGCUUUCUGAAAUGACAAUUCUUUUUGCCCUGUGAUCGCAGCCAAAACAAGCUGGCUAAUGUCAAUAAAUGCCGCAGUAAAACAAAAUUUAAUUUAACUUAUUCCCCCUCAGUUCUCCUAACAGUAGAUGUCUGUAGAAACUCCACUGGCUGGAUUUUCAAAUUAGAAAUGGCCAAGAACUGUGAGGAAAUGAGAGACUGAAAGUUAUUUUAUUGGCUUUAGAAUGAAUUGACUCGUUGCAUGCCCUGUAACUGGACAUUUUUAAUAGCACUGCAAUUCUUUUGACCUGUUUUCCCCUUGAAGGGUGCCAUACUACCCUUUAUCACAAAUUAGAUUGACCAUUAUAUUCAUCUUGCCAUUGUAUGCUUUUAUUUGUUUUAUUAUUCGUUGAUUUUAUGGCCAGGAAAGAGUGUAUGUGUAUUAGAUUUUACUUGACAGUGUAUCUUUGCGUAUGUUUGACUGAAAUAUGGAUGGAUAUAUACAAAUUUAAUUCUUGCCAUUUCCCAUAUUACAAUUGAAUGUCUUGUCCUUUUUUUUGUUAUUCCUUUUUAAUAAUAGCCAAAAGUGCUUUUUUCUUUCAUGACAGGCAUUCAUUUCCUGCACCUAUUUUUUUUUUCUAAUUAAUUCUUUGUUUUUAAGCAGCGGUUUAAAUGAAAGAUAACUGUCCAUCUGUGUGCUGUCCUCCCAAAGUGAGUGUGUCUUACAGGUGACUCAAGUCAAGACAUGCACAAAAACACACACUGCGCCACAGUCAAAGAUCUUUACCGUGAUGUUUACCAGAUCAAACACUAGAAGAUAACUAAGGAUCUUUUAUUUUUUUCUCCUUUCCAUAUAAAUGUGUACAUACAGAGAAAUAUAUAAAUCUUUAAGCUGAUGUACAGAGUAGGGAUGUUUUUGUGUGUGUGUGUGUGUGUGUGUGUAUAUAUACUGUAUAUUAACUCUAAUUUUAGACUGCCACUGCACUGAUUGUGUCCAUAGAUAAGGGAGGAAGCUACUUAGUUAGUAUUAGGAUACUUUUGUUAAAAUCUUGUCAAAUCAGUAACGAGCAAAACAUGAAAUCAAAUGAAGUGUAUUGACAAGGGUCUGAACAGCCCGCAGUUGAAAUCUUUAUCAUCUCAAGGCCAGUAGAUCACACUAGUGAAGUCUGAAUGCGUCCUGCUAAAGUAUUAGAGCCCAUCUGAUAGAAUCUUGGAAGAAAAUGGGUAAAACUUCAUUUCCAGCCACAGAUUUGGAGACAGGUUUUAGCACCACAGUGCUGACCUGUAUCGUUAUCAUUACAUCCUCCGUCUUUCUGGAAUGAGUCUGCACUCUGUUUUUUUUGCCAAGCUGUGCAUUCGUCUCAUUCAGCAACAUUUAAAUAAGUCUAAAAGCCAUUUUUUGUGUGCAUGAGUGCACACACAGGUAUGAAAACGAAGUAUAAUGGCAAUAAUUUGGCACUAGCCUGGCUAACACGGCCCAACCGUUGGUAGUUCAUCCUUUUGUGUGUUUUAGAUUGUGCUUUAUGUUGUGGUGGUGCUGUGAUGGGUCAGUUUCGUGAUGUUUGAUGAUGUUAAGAGACCGCCCCUCCCAUUCCUGCGCUUCUGUGAAUUGACCGCAUUGGGCGUGAAACGUGUUGCAGCCAUCCUGUUUAAUAUAAACGACAAAGUCUGGUUUGUCCCUGAUUGUCACGUGUUACAGUCCGGUUGGUUGUUUAUUUUAUUAGUUUUUAUAAUGUAGUGUCCUCUGUAUGUAUAUUUCUGUCCACACAUGCCAGUGUAUAUGAUUGUCUGUCCACCCUUUUUGUCAGUGCAGGUGCGUGUGUGUGAGUGAGUGUACUUGUUCAUGUGUGCAUAUGAACAUUCAUGCAGAUGUGUGUCUUUUAUCGUCAUUACCCAAGACCAAACUCUUCAAACACAGUUUACAGUUUUUGUCCAGUGACUCUUUCCACCACGUUCAUGAAGAGCAAGCUAUAUGAGAGCAAUGUGCAGCUGUCUGAACCUUCCAGUGACACCUUGUAAAACUGUCUUUUCAGCAUCUUGCAACUUUGCAGUGAAGACCUGUAAAUCUACAAGUGUGCUUGUUGUCAUUGCAUAGUGUAAUGUAAAAUUAACUGACGGUAAUCCAAUCUUACUUUUGUCAUUACAUGUCUGGUUAAUAGAUCUGUUUACAACGUAGUGCUGUAGGUCAAAUCUAUUCAUUCUGUGAACUUUGCACUUUAAAAACUGGAUUACCUAGUGACAAAGGCAGCUUUUACAUGG
Molecule: messenger RNA, 5394 nt
Organism: Morone saxatilis (striped sea-bass)
Lineage: Eukaryota; Metazoa; Chordata; Actinopteri; Moronidae
Product: protein EFR3 homolog B
Exons: 23
Coding region: 476-3007 (843 amino acids)
Biological process (GO): protein localization to plasma membrane
Cellular component (GO): plasma membrane
Source: RefSeq, a predicted model, not a curated record